GUCCCUGUAACAAACAGCAGCUUGAGCUCACUGCGCUGCUCACCCCGUACUCGUCGUAAUACUUUUUUUAAUCUCUUCUCGAACAAACUCCCCCUUUUUAUCACACACACACUCUCUCUCCUCUCUUUCUCGCCCGUUUCCCCACCACCACCACCACCACCACCUCCCCUCUCCCAUUCGACCAAAUCGGCGAGGGGAAUAGCCCCCCCGCGCGCCGCGCCUCCUCUCGUCGCCGGCGAUGGCCGACGGCGAGGCCUCCUCCGGCGCGUACAGGGAGUUCAAGGCGCUGACGGAGGCGGCGGACCGCAAGUUCGCGCGCGCGCGCGACGUGCCGCUCUACGGCGGCGGGGUGGACCACCACAGCCGGAAGGCGUUCAAGGCGUACACGCGGCUGUGGCGCCUGCAGCAGGAGCGGCGGCGGGAGCUCGUCGCGGGCGGGCUGCGGCGGUGGGAGAUCGGGGAGGUGGCCUCCCGGAUCGGGCAGCUCUACUACGCGCGCUACCUCCGCACCGCCGAGCCGCGCUCGCUCGUCGGCGCCUACGUGUUCUACGAGGCCAUCUACAGCCGCGGGUACUUCGCCGCCGCGGCGCAGGUGGUGGUGGGCGGCGGCUACAGGCACCAGGGCCUCCUGAUCCGGUACAAGGAGCUGCGGUUCAUCGCGCGCUUCCUCGUCGUGGCCAUGCUGAUGCGGCGGGCCGAGGCGGUGGACCACCUCGCUUCCCGCCUCCGUUCGCUCGUCGAGGAGACCAAGUCGGCAUACCCCAAAACCAACUUCAAGGAAUGGAAACAAGUGCUUCAAGAGCUUGGGAGAUUCUUGAAAGCUGAUGGAGCAUACAAGGGAUCUAGAUCACUGAGAUAUGACAACUUGUUUGACUCUUUUCCGUCGAACCUUGCACCUAUUGCACGAUUCCAUUCAAAAAGAGUACUGAAACUGAAAGAAGCUGUAUUGACAAGCUAUCACAGAAACGAGGUGAAGUUCACAGAACUAACUCUGGACACUUUCAGAAUGCUACAGUGUCUGGAGUGGGAACCCACUGGGUCUUAUCAGAUUGCUGCCAAAGAGCUUACAGAAAAUGGCACUAUAAGUGAUCAGAGUGGACCCUCUGGCCUGAUUGAUAUCCACCUAUCAUCAGAAAUAUCUGAUGGAAAUCUUCCUGCAAAUCCUCAAAAGGCAAUCAUAUAUCAUCCUACAGUAUCUCAUCUUCUAGCGGUUCUAGCCACAGUCUGUGAGGAGCUUUCUCAAGAUAGCAUCUUACUUGUCUAUCUAUCAGCAUCAGGUUUUUCCGAGCAGAACAUUACUUCUCAAAAGUAUGCCUCAAGCUCAUCAUAUGCAAGGGCAACUUCCGUGUAUCCCAUCGAUAAGCCAAAUUCCAAUGGCAAUUCAGAUAAUCAUCUAUGGCUUGGUCCCCGUGGAAGUGGAGGUCCAAACAAUCUUUAUCCAGAAGAUCUGAUUCCCUUUACAAGAUAUCCACUAUUCCUUGUUAUCGAUAGUGAAAAUAGUCAUGCAUUCAAGGCUAUACAUAAUGCAGAGAAGGGAGAGCCAGCUGCCUUGCUACUUUCACCUAGGAUAGCAUCAGCAAUGCCUGGUGUGGAAUCCACGAGUAAUGGAAGCCAAUUUACGUACUUCCUCACAGCUCCAAUGCAAGCCUUCUGCCAAUUAGCUGGGAUAACUUCUGACAUAGACAGCGAUACAUAUGCUAACGCGGAAAUCAUACUUUUCUCCGCUUUGGAACAAUAUGAAGGAAUCCUCUGCACAUCUGUUGGAUUGAACAACGUCUGGGGACAAAUUUUACCAGAUCCUUUUCUCAGGCGCCUGAUCGUCAGGUUUAUUUUCUGCCGAGCAGUUAUAUUCUAUUUUCACCCUGAGGAGAAUGGUGAACAUAUACCAAUCUGCCUACCCAGUCUUCCAGAAUCAGUCGCGCCAAAUGCUGAAGCCAUCAUGGCCCCCAUCCUUGAGUUUGCAGAAAACCUUGUUGUGAGCGACCGGUUUCAUUUCCGACAUUCUGUCCACAACAAUAAGAAAUGAUGAUCAGGAGCAACAACUCAAUCCUUCUGUAGAUACCUCCAUGGUAUAUAAUCAAGUUAUUUGUUGAUUUGUUCGUAUUUAUACAGCAAACGGAGCAUGAUUCAGUAUGAACAGGCUGCUGCAGCAGCUGCAGCUUGGAGAGGGUGAAUGAUUUAUCAUUUUUCGCUGCUUCAUCUCCAUUGAGCAUCUGUACAAGUUUGGUUAGGUGGUCCUUACUUUUGAUCUAGGCAGUGUAGGGCUUCUCUUUCCUUUUCUUUCGGUUUGUGGUGGAGAGGACAGUUUGUAAGCUGGAAGAGGCAUUUUUUAGUACCCCGGAAGGCAAAUUGUUUUUUAGGGUUAGCCCAAUAUUUUGAGAGUUAGUUUACUACCAUCGGAUGCAUUGCGUUGCACAUUUGUCUAGUGCACCCAACGUUUGUAAUUGUUGUUUGUCCUGAAUGAAGGGUUCUGGAUUAUUGUCUGA
Molecule: messenger RNA, 2486 nt
Organism: Oryza sativa Japonica Group (Japanese rice)
Lineage: Eukaryota; Viridiplantae; Streptophyta; Magnoliopsida; Poales; Poaceae
Biological process (GO): DNA-templated transcription
Cellular component (GO): nucleus
Molecular function (GO): transcription corepressor activity
Source: RefSeq, a predicted model, not a curated record